Molecule: messenger RNA, 3618 nt
Organism: Carya illinoinensis
Lineage: Eukaryota; Viridiplantae; Streptophyta; Magnoliopsida; Fagales; Juglandaceae
Product: cyclin-T1-5-like
Exons: 6
Coding region: 204-1250 (348 amino acids)
Biological process (GO): positive regulation of DNA-templated transcription, elongation; regulation of transcription by RNA polymerase II
Cellular component (GO): nucleus; cyclin/CDK positive transcription elongation factor complex
Molecular function (GO): cyclin-dependent protein serine/threonine kinase activator activity
Source: RefSeq, a predicted model, not a curated record
AUUUACGGGUCCAACUCACCUACAUCCCUUUGGUGAUUUUAUCCUCUUAUUUAGCUUCGCCUUCCUUUUCUCUCUUCUUACUCCUUUAUUACGCUUUCCUCCACCGAAACCAGUCUCAUCGCAAUUUCGAUCUUAGUCUCUUCCCUAACCUAAUCUAAAUUCACGCAGUUUCAGAUCUAUUUCCUCGAUUGUCAGGAACAGAAAUGUCUUUUCCACGGAAUUUCCAUUCGCAAGGAGGCACCACUACUGAUGACUAUCGGUCCUCCUUCAGCAGGAACAACUUCAGCAACAACAACAGGAAUAGAAGGAACAAUUAUAAUAACAAUAGGAAUUAUAGGAAUAUGAAUGACUUCCCGGGGACACUUUGGCAGCAUAAUGACAGUUUUUAUCAUGUUAAGCCGGAAAACUUCACUCAUGCUAAUCGUAAUGGCAUGGGAGUGCCAUCUUUGAAAAGGAGAAAGUUUUCAGCUUCUACUUGGGGAGGUAAUGGGAGACACUAUGUGUUGCCUGGGACAUAUGACUUGGCCCCUUCGACCUGCAAUUACGCAGUCCGUCCUACAAGACCCAAUGUGGAGGCCUCUAUGUCCACUAGCUUUAAACGUGAACGCUCACAAUUAGAAGAUGAUGAACCAGCCUUCAUGUCAAGGGAUGAGAUUGAGAGACACUCCCCAUCAAGAAAAGAUGGUAUUGAUGCUCUUCGUGAAGCUCAUUUGCGGUACUCGUACUGCACCUUCCUUCAGAAUCUUGGAUUGCAACUCGAGUUGCCCCAAACCACUAUUGGCACUGCCAUGGUUCUGUGCCACCGGUUUUUUGUUCGACAAUCACAUGCUUCCCAUGAUAGAUUUUUGAUUGCUACUGCCGCUCUUUUUCUCGCUGCAAAGUCUGAGGAGACUCCACGCCCUUUAAACAAUGUGCUAAGAGCAUCUUGUGAAAUUUCCCGUAGGCAGGAUGUUUCUUUCUUGUCCCAUUUGCUUCCUACUGACUGGUUUGAGCUUUAUCGGGAACGAGUGAUUGAGGCUGAGCAUAGGAUACUGUCUACUCUAAAUUUUGAGCUUAAUGUUCAGCAUCCAUAUGCUCCUCUUACGUCUGUUCUUGAGAAAUUAGGUCUUUCACAAACUGUUUUGGUCAAUUUGGCAUUGAACUUGGUCAGUGAAGGGGUCUACACAAGAUUGAUUAGCGUGCUCGCAUAUAUGAUUUUCUUACCUGGCGGAUUGAUAUGCUGUUCUUGGAAAGUUUUGUUUUACAUCUGAAGUUGAACUGCUGAUGUGGUGUUGAUGACUUUUUCACCAAUAAACCCCAUGAUUUUGGUCAUUGGCUACUAAAGAUGGCCACAGGAAACCCCUAGGGGUUGGCUCAGGUGGUAAAGGCCUUGGGCUUGGGGGUAUGCUUCCCCCAGGUCUAAGGUACAAAUUCCACUGGAUGCAAACAAUCUUUGGGGGCCAUCGGAUUGGGGGAUUUUCCCCUUGAAUUACCUGAGGUGCACUUGUGGGAAAUUCCUUGCCGAGAGCCUGUGCACUCUCGGGAUUAGUUGGGACGUUGUUCCUGGACACCCAGUGCCAAUAAAAAAAGAAAAAACAAAGAUGGCCACAGGACCUGCAAAACCAUUUUUUCUUUACUAUUUUGAUUUAUUUCUUUUCCUCUCAUCUUUCUUUGAAUCUGUAUGGAAUGCCCCGUAGACUUUUACCUAUAAAAAAAAAUAGAGAAAUAAAAAGAAUGCCCUCUAGACUUCUUACAAAAACUUACAAUUUUAGGGCAUGGCAACUUGCACUUGCUGUCGAUACUGACCUUCUUGGGUAGGAAUUUCUUUCUCUUUGUUGCCUUUGAGUUUUCUGGUGAGGGUUCAGUUAGCUAGGGGCCUAUUUGGGGUUACCCAACUUGUUGCUAAGUUGUUUUUGUCUGCCAUGAAACGUUGAACCAUUGGUUUAAUUUUGCUUCCUUUUUUGUAUUUUUCAAAACUAGUUUGGAUGUUUUGAUAAACUCAAGUCGUGUUCUUUUUCACCCUCUCGUACUUAGUACUUCAAAUGAACUUCUCUAAAAAUAAGGAACUUGAAUUUGAUUUCAGUUUUAACCAAGCAUUAUGUGAGUGAAAACCUUGCUCCAACUGUUGCUUCUUAAUGUAGAAGUGUCACGUCUGAUGUAUUCUAUGAGUAGUCUUUUGCGGUUUGGGACAGACUUGAUUUCCUAUUAUUUUUCUCUUGCCCGUUGAAAAGAAGGGCUGACUAAAAAAUUCUCUAAUACCACUCACUUGGGAUGGAUCAUUGCUGAAAGGAUCAAUUAGACUGUUUAGCAUCUAAAUAAUCUUCUUGGUUUUUUUUUUUUCCUUCUGUCUUAAAAGCAUAACUAUCACUAGAUUACCAUGCAUAGAUGGCACUCUUAUAUAUGUUCCGUUUACUUAGAUUCUUGCCUAUUCCUAUUCUCAAUAAAAUUUUAUUUACUGAUAACAAAGAAGAAGCAUAAACAUGAAGUGGGAGUCAUUUCUUCUUCUUUUAUUCACUCAUUGAUUCAUUAUAAACUAAGAUGUAAACAUUAAUGGCUGUUACCAUUGCUUGCCAAAAUUUUUGCAAACUCUUUACUUAUAGCUUAACUCUUUAUCAUGAUUCAUCGAAUCAUCAAAUCUUGAUGUUGAUGUUCACACUGCCUUAUCAUUUUUAUUCCCACACCAAAUAAACCUUGCGACAUAUGUGCCCAUCUAUCCAUGUUGAGGGGCACAUUUAUAUUUUUUAUUUUGAUGUUCACACUGCCUUAUCAUUUGUAUUUUUGCAGCUAAUACUACACCCCACCCCCCCACCCAAAAAAAAAAAAAAAAAAAAGGUGUCCAAUUUCUUCUCCAUCUCCCAAAAUGGUAUAACCUCAUGAUUCGGAUGUCCUAAUAUUAAAUAUCAACAAAAAAUAUCUGAGGUAUGAAGGAUAAAAUCAAUCCGUUCAUGUUAACGAACUAUUCCUUUCUAAUUACUUGUGAAAUCCUUUUUUUUUUUUUUGAAAUCUUAUAACCAUUUUAAUCAGCAUUGUCAUCAAUACCAUCAUAUUUUCAUUUUUGUCAAUGUUACAUUGCCAUUUCUACUGCUUGUUCUACUCUUGAGGUGUGUAUAUAUAUAGAUACACUCUUUAUUCCUUAUCAAAAAUAUACAUAUAUAUAUACGUGUGUGUGUGUGUUAUAAAUAACCUGAUAAGCUUUUGAAGUUGUUGAUAUUGGAACGUAAUGAAGAAUUGUUUCAAUGUAUAUUGACUGACGCCAUUGCAUCUCUUUUGAUAUUUUGGACUCUAAAAUAUCAAAGCCUGUCCUUUCACCAAUAGGCUGCACCCUGUCAGAUCAUGCUUUUCUUCUUCCUCAAAGUUUGCAUAUCUAUGGAUUUAAAUUUUAAGGAGUGAAAUGGGAUGAUAUUUGCUCAUCUUUAUUUUUUUCAAAGUGAAAAGCGGCAUCUGUAUGCCUUCUUCAAUAUCUCCAUGGGCUGUCGUUCGGCAAGGAGAAGGGGCUGCGCCAUCUCCCCAAAGACCAUCUAAGUUGUUUAGAGAGUGUUGUAGUUUCGAAAUGUUGAUCAAUUUCUCCCUCUUAAAAAGUUCCCCCUUGUCGUAGUUUCAAUGUUGAUCAGUUUCAAAAUGUUGAUCAAUUCUUAAAAA